AUUUUAAUACAAUAUGGAAGUUUUUUUUAGUUUAGUUACUUCGUUUUAAAGUCAGCUCCUGUCAGAAGUAAUCAAAUUUUCAGCCCAGUCCUGGCCGAGGUUCCACAUGAGAAACCUCUUUGUUCGGAACCAUAGCAACAAUUUUCCCGCCAUUGUCUCUAUCAGCACCACCGUUUGUUUUUCCAACAAAAGGACGCCAUGUUUCACGCAGCGCUGCCUUCAUUGUUCUGUGCAAUUAUAGUGUUUUUAGGCCCUUGUGUAAGUCGUGGAAAGAAGGCAUUUGCCUUGAAUGGCGUCAUGAAUCGAAUUCACUUAGAAGGGGUACAUUUUACAGCUGAGGUUUAGAGUUAAUGCAACGAAUCAGAACUUGGAAAAUCGUUAGAAUCAUCUUGUAACACGGGGUGAACGAGCUUUGUUCGGUUUCAGGAAUGCGCUAUACCGUAUCUGUUUUCCUUCCUCGUGGGUCAGUGGAUGUGACCGACAAAUAUAAGUCCUAGGAACUGUAUUUCAAUGGAAAACAGCUGCCCUGGCUGCCUAAAGGAACGGGAAAGAAGGUUCAAGUCAAAGAACUGCUUUGACUCUAAGCUGGAUUUGUCAAGAAAGAAAGUAGUCGGUGAUCGUCAGCAUGAACCUUGGUAUCAAAGCUUAAGGCAAGAUUUGCCAACAGGGAACCAGGCUUGCCUACAGCAAGGAAGUGUUGAGAGCUCAGAUGAUGAGUGGUCUGAGCUCUCUUUUUACGAUUUGCCAGAUACCUUGAAGGAUUCUAUUCACAAAUCAGUUCACCCUGCAGAAUUCACCAUUCAGUCGCACAUGGUAUCCAGACCUCCUUAUCAUGCUACUGCAGAAGCUCACCGAGCUCACACAUUCCUGGACAGUGAGGUAUCUAAUCCUUUCAGCUUAGUGAUGGGAGACUCAAGCAAUCCAUCCUCAGGAUGUCUUCCCUCAGGGACUGCACAUCUCAGUGGCAAUCAAAGUACAGAGGGCAAUGCAACUGGCAACAGUGCAACAGUUAAUGAAGGAAUGCAGGACGCGGUUGUGACUUCAUCUAAACCGUUUGAUGGUAGCUUGUACUACAGACAAUCCAAUGUGAUGCUUAAUGGUAAACCAAGGAGAGAGAUUCCAGUUGACAAUUGUCAGCACAAUGGGCACUACGAGUCCAGUUACCCUCUUUCCACUAGAUCUUCCACUCAAGUUCAAAUUAAAGUCCCUCCUGUACUAGUCUCCUCUGAGGUAUCCACACAUAAGCCAGUUAUAGCAAGAAGAAAUGUCAAUGGAGUAGUGCCAGGUAACAGAGAAAAUGCCAGUCAUUUGGAAAGACUCAAAAAGAGUCUUUCAUCAAGUGGAAGCCACACAAUUUCCAGUUCUCAGGAGGCAUUGGCCAAUAAAUUUAUGCAAAGAUCAAGGGAAUUGUUACAUAAAAAGGAAAGGCACAAAAAUGAUGCAGAAAGAAAGAAAGAACAUUCUCCUAAGUCAGUUUCAUUUGCAAAUUCUGUAAAGGGCAUUAACAUGCCAAACGAAACAACUGUGCCAGGGAAAGAAGAAGGAAGAGGUUAUUUGAAUGGGUCUGUUACACCACGGAAGCCGAAGAUACAGAGCAAUGUGGUACUGAGUAGUGGCUUAGGGCAAAACCUGAUUGGAUGUGGAUUACAAAACAGUGAGAUUAAAAGAAGUUUUGAUCUGAAACCACGGCAACAGUCAACAGUAGAGAGGGAAAGCCCCUUUGAAAAGAAAGACACCAAAUAUGGUGAUGUGGGUGAUGUCCCUCUGCCACCCUCCCCUCCCACUAGAGAUACUAAUAGAAUUCCAGAUUGCUGUGAUUCACAGCAGAGCUCUGGUUCUGUUCAAAUCUUGUCGCUGUACGACGAACACAGCUUGUUUGCUUCAAAUUUCUCCAGGAAUUCUGGCUCACUGCCCAGGCAAUCAAAUGUCAGAUUGGAAUAUGAUGGACGUGAAACUUUGCAUUCUAGUAGAGCUGUGUCUCUAGCACCAAAGAGGGAUCAAUUUCUCCAACAGUCCAACAGUAUAGUGGAUGUGACUGCCAAUCGUAGUUUGAGGUCGAGUGUACAAAGCAGAGAUGCUAGUCUCACAAUUGAAGAGUUACUGAGCAGUGGAAGUGUGUACUCAAGUCCAGAAAGUUCACCUCCAACCAAGGUGACUCAACCUCUGUUUGACAGGAACAGCUAUUGCAGCAAGAGAGAACACUCACUUGAUGAUUAUGUUGACGAAAAAGGAAAUGUACUGCAAGAUAUAAGCUUGACAAACUCAUUUUCAGUUGAUACAUCACAAAGAAUUUCCUCUGCACUUUGGGCCAUGAAGCUUAUAGAAGCCACGCGUUCAUCUAGCCCAAACUCGUAUCAAGAGCUGCUCAUUAAGGGUCGCAUGUUUCGACGCUGGUACCAGAAAACAAGGCUAAAGAGACUCAUUAAACAGGAGGAUGAGGUCAAGUUGCAGAGUGCUGUGACUUUCUGGCAAACAGAGAUGCAACAAAAAUGCUUUGAAGCUUGGAGAAAUGCAAGAUAUGCCCAACAAGAAAAGGCUGACAAGCUGCGGAGGAAGCAAAUGUUGCAGAAAGGGAUAAGUGCAUUACGAUUUGCUGUCAAUCAGCACAAACAGUCAGCUGUUGAGGUACAGACCAGGACGAGUGCAAGGAUUAUGGCAAAGUACUGGCUGAAGUGGCAAAAGGGUGUUGAGAUGAAGGUAACAACUCGGCUCAAAGAAGCAUUUGACAAAUGGCACAUGUUUAAAAUGGAUCAGAACAGGGAUGCAAUGAUGGAGGAGAUGGCUGACAGGCAGGUUUUAUCAAGAAACUAUACAAAAUGGAAGAUAAAGUACGAGACAGAACAGAAGAAUGGUGUAGCUUCAUUACACUUCAAAAUUGGACUGUUGACAAAGAACUGGCACAGCUGGCGACUCUAUGCCUCUCAGAGAGUGGUCAAGACAAGGCUUAAAGACGUUGCCAGAGUUCAUUAUGAAGAACAUUUACAAGCUAGACUGUUUUCAGUGUGGAGAGAGAACACAAACAAAGCUGUUGUGGCCCACAGUUUGACAUCGAAACGCAUACUUGUAAAAGCCUUCUGUUGCUGGAAGAACUGGACACAAUAUGCAAAAAUUAUUCGACUGCGAUUCCAAAGCAUGUGUAAGGAAUACCAUCGUCACAAGUUGGCUAAGCAGUCUUUCCAUCACUGGAAAGAUCGUCUGAUGAACAGGCAGGCGGAUAGGAUCUACAGAGGGGGUCUUCAAAGGAAGAUUUUCAAGCUGUGGUUUUUGCGCUACAAGAGAAAAGUCAUUCAUCGUCAUCUUUGCAAGGCUUUGGCCAAAAAGGGAAAGAAGCGUCGUUUCUUCAACAGAUGGUCAACCUUCACAAAACAGCAGACGGAAAGAAGAAGAGCCUUUGCUGGCUCUUUGGAGCGCAUGUUAGCAGGCACCAUGUUGAACAACUGGAGACAACAUGUGAAGAUGAAGAAAGCUCUCAGGGGUAAAGAACUACAGCUGCUCCAAAAGAAGAACCACCUUGCAUCAAGAAAAAUGAUGGAUCGCUGGUUGUUCGCCAUGAAAGUUGUUAACUUCAGAAAGAAAGCAAGAAUAAACUGGUCAAGACGCUGUAUAAGGAAAGCUUGUGAAGCGUGGAAGAUUCUUCUGAAGAGGAAAUACUUGGAGCAGAGGUUGAUAGAUAAUCGAAGCAUCUGGCAACUUCUGACUAUGAAGAGAAUAUUCAAGAAAUGGAGGCAGCAAAAGCGGAAAGUGGACGCGGAAAACGAGAAGGCAUUUAGAGCAAGGGCCAUCUUGACACGAAACUUCAAAGCUCGAGUUCUUCAAGCUUGGAGAGUUGUGAAUCAAGAACAACAGAUCAUCUCACCCAUGGUGGCCAGAAGAGAAAGAAAAGAAAUGGCAAGGGUGUUUGAUGCAUGGAGAUUGCACGUGUAUCGUCAAAAGAAUAUUAUUGAUCAAAAGACAAGAGCGACUGAGAAAAUACUGGACAAACAUUUCCUGUUUUGGAGGGAUCAAGCAUAUCUUCGUGUUAAGGAAAGACAAGCUAAGGAAUCACUGUUGGAAAGUAAAUUGUCAAGAGCGUUCACAGCUUGGAGAACUCACGUCAAGGACGAACGACUCAACAAACUGAAAAUGCGAGCACGAAGAUUUGAGCUGAUGGAAAAGUUUUAUUCCAGGUGGAAGGAAAAGGUUCAACACAGGGCCGAGGAGAAAAUUGAGGAGACUGGGAAGGAGGCUCGUGGUUUGCUGCUGGUCAGGUGGUCUUUCAAGUUUUGGCGGACGUCUGCAGACCAUCAGAGGGAGUGUCGCUUGAAACAACAAGAAACCGCUGACAACGUCUACAAGAAGUCUAUCACGAGAAAGGCCUGGGCUGUUUGGGUCAGGAAAUACCGCGUGGAGGGGUGGGCGAGAAAUCACGCCCUAGCCAGGAAAGAAGGCUUUCUGCGGAAGAUAUUUCAAGCGUGGCAGAGGUUCAUCAAAGACACCAUCCAGCGUGAGAUGCAGCAGUUUGCUACCUCCCUGUCCGGCCUGGAUUCAUCCUUUGGGUCUUUCUCUCCUUUUCGCAAUACCUUGGGCUCGACUAUGGGCUCCACCCUUGGCUCCACCCUGUCGGACGCGCUGGCUUCGUCUGGGUAUGGAGCCUCCAUCAGGAGAGGGUCGGGCAGUGUGUUUACGUUUGGGCUGCCACUCAAAGAGAGAGAUGAUGACAUCGCUUCGUUGCCAGGACGAUUUGAUCAAAUAGAUCACCUGCAAAGGCCAGAGAGUCCCAAUAUCCGAGCGAUUUCUCCCAUAUCUAUCCUGAGAGACGCCCAUCCCGUCUCCCCCUUAGUGUUUAAUUCAAACCAUUCCAGCCCUGCCACCACCCCGUACCCGAGUCCUGAACAUCACCCGCCGUCAACUCCUCCUAUCAGGCUGGAAGACUUCUCGCCUGUGAAGUCAGAAGAUGAUACUGGGAUUCACUCUGGGAGCAGCGAAUCUGAUCAUGAGGAUGAUCGAAUGAGCACUGCCUCGUGCACCUCGUUCACCGGCCGCAGUACUCAGAGCGAAGUGAGAGACCGGGAGCUGAUGGCGACAGAGACCAUCCUUCACUGGAGGAAUCUGCCUCUUAGCCUGACGUUCAGAACAUGGCUGAAGUUCACGCGGCAGAGAAAAGUUCAAAGGGAACUGCUGAAUUACAUCACAAACAAGAAGACUAUGGAACUAAUGGUCAACACUUUAGCCACAUGGAGGAGAGAGCUUCACACGAAGGUCACCGCGAGGCAACACUGGCUUCACACGUCUCGUCUAAAAUGCCUAAGGACCUGGUACGAGUACACGGUCACAAAGAGGAUCCAGGAGGAGAGGAAACUGCUGGCUGAUGGACACCGUAGGCUCACAAGGCUCAAAGGAAGCUUUCAGAAGUGGAAUAAAAGGUGCUCUGCUAAGAGGAAACUACAAGACCUAAUUGGACAGUGGCAAAAGAAGGCUAUUGUGAGUGAGAAAGACAAAAGCUCUACUCAAGUUAUGCAGAAGAAGCAGCAUGCCAGAUUUGUGCGACAGACCUUCACUUACUGGGUACAGAUGACCAGGAAGAGCCAAGAAGCCAAGAGACUGUACACAGAGCGGCUUCUGCCAAAGUGUUUUGUAGCAUGGCAUGUUCUCGCCUCCACUCGGGUCUCUAACAGAAGAAAAGUUGUUCUAUUUGAAGAAAGACGACUUCUGACCAUGGCGUUUAGAGAAUGGCAAGAAAGAUUUCAAGCCGUCAGCCGAGUGGAUGAGUUUAUCGAGAUUAAAGAAGCUGGUCGACUGUUAGAAAUUCUCCAAGUGUGGCACAGCUGGGCGAGUGGCAUGAACACUCGAAGGAAGCAAGCUCGUCUGUUCCGUCACUCUGUGGAACUGAAGAUUACAAGAGAGAUUUUUACCGAGUGGUUAAGCCGAGCUCAGCAGCUGCAGUUAGCCAAGAGAACGCACGAGAUGCAUAUAUUGAAAAGUGUGUUUGUUGGUUGGAAAGAUGUAGCUCUCGAAAGAUCAAGAAACAGGCGGGCAAUGCACGCAUUCAGGAACAACUGUGCUGCAAACUUGCUUGCUCGAAACUUCCGUUUUUGGCAGCAGCUGCUGGCACAUUCCGAGUUAUCGCGGGUUCACAGUCAGCAGCGCGACCACAAUGUAUUACGGGAAUGUUUUGAGGAGUGGAGAGAUUUUACGUUGGAAAUCAGGGCUGACAAGUAUUACGUCAUGGCGAUGCAAAAGAAGAUGUUCUUGAGUUGGUACGACGAAUACACCUCACGAAAAACUACCCGCCGUCUUAUCUACACUUGGAAGAGCAUAACAGAAGAAGCUAAGGUGUUGAACACGAGAGCCAUGCACAUCGCCGAGGAUUCUGAGAAGAAGCUGUUACGACGCAUGUUUGAUUACUGGGUACAAGAGACACACAAAGUACAGAAAGCCAAGAAUUAUGCACGAGAAAAAGUGAUGAGAAGCACGUUGUUAGGAUUGCACGAGUAUGUGCAAUCUCAUACAGAGAAACGGAAAGUCUUGCAAGAAAUACAGCAAACGAAAUCACACGAACUGGUGUCCAACUCUUUCCAAACUUGGAAGGAGCGAUACCAGCGAAAUAUGAGAAACCAAGAACUUCUGGAAGAACAUCUGCAAAAGAAAGAUUCUGAAUUGUUACAUUAUUGCCUUGUGAAGUGGGUGAAGUUCAUGCUGCGAUGCAAGGCGCAGAAAUCCUACCAGAAGAAACUUGUGCAGAAGUGUUUCGCAAAAUGGUGGUUUGCACUGUACACCAAGAAAGGAUCUGAGAAAAUUCAAGAGAAAAUCUUGGUCAGAAGAACUCGUGAAGCUGGUCUCCAUUGGAAACAGUGGACAUUUAAGGUGAAGAAACAAGCUGUAAUGGCGGAUGAUCUGCAAACACAACAUGGCCGACGCCUGCUGCAUUCUUACUUUAAGCAAUGGACAGAGAAAACUCGACAGAUGCAAAGAGCGAAAGAGCUGCACAACCAAACACUUCUGAAGAGAUCGCUUGUAGAAUGGCGUAAAGUUGCAAGAAAAAGAAUUGAUGAGCGCAAGAAGAUUAAAUCUUUUCAAGACCAAACAAUGAACAAGAAGGUUUCUCGCAUGUUCUAUGAGUGGCGUGAGGCGUUGAAAGUCGCUCGCAAACAGACACAACUGAUAGACGGUCAGAUGGUUCAUCAUAACAGACGAGUGAAGCAGGGCUGCAUGGGACAGUGGAAAAAGUUUACACUUAAGAGCCGAGCGGAUAAACACUGUAACAAGAAUGUCACUGCCAAGUUUUUUGCGGACUGGAAGACCAAGACAGAGCUAAAGCAGGCAGAGAAAGAAAAGGCAAAGCAACAAGAACAGAUUGCUGACCAACAUUAUCAUCAAACGCUGAGCAAAAUGUGUUUCCGUGCCUGGUUACAUGACGUGAAACUUGAGUUGUUCAACAAACAGAAGGAGUCGCGUAUUGUUGAGAGACACUUCAACAUGUGGAAGAAGAGAAUCGACUUGAACUCAAUUGCCACUGAAAUGGUUGAUCGUCGUGUAUACGAAAAGUUCUGGGCAAAAUGGCGUCAUCAGUUGAUAAGGAAGAGGGUUUCUCAAAUGAUGAUGAAGCACGAAGAGAAAAAGCAACUGUCUGAGGUUUUCAUGGCUUGGUAUCAACUGACUCUAGUCCGCCGUCGCUUACUAAAAGAAUGGCGUAUGUACAAGACUAAGAAGCUGUUCAGAUUAUGGAUGCAAAAGUACAAUGAAUCUUGAACUCCAACCAAACAGCAUCAUUGGAAAUCUUAGAAGACAAACUACUAGUUAUUUCCUUGUGUGAAAAAAUGUCAAAUCACCUUCUUUACAUAGUUAGGCUCUGUUCACACUAGCGACAUAACAACAUAAUCGCUCAUGUCGGUAAUGUGAACAUUGACAUAAAGAAAACGGAAGUAUCAGUUUUUCCCCCUAAUCUCCAUAAGUUCAUGUUGUUAUGUUGCUAUUAGAUCAUUAUGCCAGGAUAUUCACACUGCAAACAUAACGACAAACCGUAUUUCUUAUGUCGUUAUGUUGUUAGUGUGAACUAGGCCAUACAGGCACCAACGUAUAUAAUGUAAAAUCAUUCCAAAGAAAAGAGCAAAAGAAUCAUGUUAUUUUGUUAUUUAUUUUUACAGUAUUUUCUAUUUCCAAGAUUAAAUGAUGUACAAGAUGAUUUUAGUUACAGAAGGUAGAUAUUUAAUAAAUCUAGAAUUAACUAUUUAUUUUGUAGAGCAACUUUUGUGUAAAAUAUUGACAGGGCUUGAAAAUCGUCCCGUGACAUCCAUACGUUUUGGUCGCAAAAUCUUCAAUCGGGAUAAUUUUUUUGUGGGAUAAGAGAGAACUGGUUGUAGCAUGAAUAUAAGAAUUAUACAAAUGGAAUGAAAUAAAGGAUUUUUUUAGUAAUAUA
This is a messenger RNA of Orbicella faveolata, 8395 nucleotides long. RefSeq lists its product as uncharacterized. Gene Ontology annotation, molecular function: phosphatase binding. The record is from RefSeq and is a predicted model, not a curated record. Lineage: Eukaryota; Metazoa; Cnidaria; Anthozoa; Scleractinia; Merulinidae.